Messenger RNA from Polychytrium aggregatum, 2519 nucleotides. RefSeq lists its product as uncharacterized. The record is from RefSeq and is a predicted model, not a curated record. Bases 280 to 2259 code for a protein of 659 amino acids. The transcript has 11 exons. NCBI's taxonomy places the organism in Eukaryota, Fungi, Chytridiomycota, Chytridiomycetes, Polychytriales.
AGGGAUCGUCGUGCAUGGCUACUGGCGCUUGUCCGGCGCUAGGUGGACACUGUUCGCGUGCGUAGUGAUGCGACUAACCCAGUCUCUUGACGGCGAAUCUCAUUAUUUCACGACUCUCUAUACCACAACAAGCAAUUCAACAAACAUGUGCUGAGACUACGGGACAGGAAAAGCCAUCUCGUAAAGCUCUUCAACCGAUACAACAGCUCAAUCACGCAAAUUAACGGAGAGCUGCGUAACCUCGGAGAAACCCCGAACGACAAGUUGUGGACCCCGAAUAUGGAGUCAUCGGCAUAUCCCGAGAAUCGCUACACCGUUACCUCCGAGGACAUUGUCCAGUUCGAGCAGGAUGAGCAAGAGGCAGCCAAGCGAAAGGCUGGCGAGUCCAAAGGUGGCGGUGAAGAGAACAUCUUCGGAACUGGCACUGCCGCACCGGCCAAAGAUCCCACGCCGGUUCCCCCUGCCACGGACCCACCCACGACCUCGCAGUCAAGUCGUCCAACGAGCUCCAGUCGCUCUCAGCAGCGAUCUGCAGAAUCGCAGAACACGUCCGGCCUCAAAACCUCGCGCCCCAAUACUGCCGGAAGUCAGAAAACCACAAGCAGUGGCCGAUCUGGCAGCGCCAAGAGCAAUGCGGGCCGGUCCAACUUGGAGAUCCUGCAGCGAGACGUCCGACGAAGGAUCCUAAAGUAUAAGAAAGAGCGAAUCAAGAAGGCAAUGGAGUUGUACAUCAAAGAAUUCGACCUGACAGUGGAUGCUCUCGCCAAAGAGCGCAUCAUCCUGGAAGGAGAUGUCAAAUCGGCCGAUAUUCGGCUUUUGCUGCUGUACAAGGAGUGGGCGCUGCUGAAGGAAUUCGAGAAGCAUGACAAUUUUCUGGCGGACAAGCGGGCCACCAAGCGACUGGAGAAGGGUGAGAUUGAUAGCAAGAUCAGCGAGUGCCAAGAAAAACUGAACAGCAAGAAGACCGAAAUCGAGCAAGCCAUCAAGCGGGAGAAGGAGAUCCAUGAAGAGUUUGUCAAGCUGAUUGGUGAGAACAACAAGCACGAGGAAUUUCUCACCAAAAUCUUCAAGAAGAAAAUCAAACGAUCCAAGAAAAAGAUCAAGACCGACGGCGAAGACGGCGAAAACAACGAGGAGAAUGAAAGCGAGGAGGACGAGGAGGAUGACGACGACAUGGACUCGUAUGACAGUGCCGACGACGACAGCGACAGCGAGGGCGAGGGUGCAGAGGAAUGUCCGCCUGACUAUGAUCAGGGCCAUUUCAACAAGAUCCUGACGCUGCGCGAGCGGCGCCUCGACCAAGAAGAUGCCCUAGCUGAGAUACAGAAGGCAAUUGAGGCAAUCAAAAAAGAGAACGACUCGCUGCUGAAGAAAGAAAAGACCAUCGAUGCCGCACUCAAGAGCACCGAGAACGAGAUCCAGGAGUUUCAGACACAGAAACAGCAGAAACUCAACGAACUUGAUGUCGUGAUACCGCUGCGACUGCAUCAGAUCCAGAUGCUGGAACAGAACGCCAUUCCCACCGAUUUCUCGCCGGCCUUGGUGUUUCUGGGAGAGGGGCUGGUCAAACUCAAGAAUCGCAUUCGCGAGCUGCAACAGGAAAAGAAUGACAUCAAGAAGAGCCACAAAGAGCUCAAGAAGAUGCACGUCAGUCUCCACAAGAGCCGAAAGGAGAAGCUGUUCAAGCUGCAAGAGCUCGAGGCCCGAGCACAUGAUGUGCAGAUGCUCAAGUUUGGACAGACGAUCGAUCUCGAGAAGCUUGAGCGAAUGGGUGUGAAUCGCAGCGCAGACGAACUCCGGGAAAAGCUGCAGAAGGAGGACAACAUACGCUCCAAGGAGCUUGGCGACUGGGAUCUCCGGAUCGGUCACCUGAAGGAGACACUUACCGAUGUGACCAAGGAUAACACCACACGGCUGGAGCAUCUGGUCGGACUCUCCGAGUCCCGGCAGCAGCUCGAAGAUGCGCUCAACACCAGCCAGUCGUCCGUGGUAUGUGUCGAUCGUAUGGCUGCAGCGCCUGAGGCGAUUCGUCCAUCUGCUAACCCGCAGGCUUGGCUCCACCACCAGACGGCCGAGUACUCUGGGCCCCUCCAGAAGGAUGUCAUCGAGCGACGCAAGCUGAUCAAGUUGGUGCAGGCGCAGGAGCAGGAGAUUGGGCGCUUGAAGCAGGAGAUCGAGGUGCUGAUCCGCAAGCCGCUGAGGCAAUUGCCGCCUGUGCGCUAUCCCGUCGAGCAGCACGGUGCCGCCCAAGACGAGUAGCGGGAUGGGCUGGGAAGGGCAGGCGCUCCGGCCAUGUUGCCUUGGUCUUCUGGGAUGUGGGCCUCUGUGUGCCAAUGGCUUGAAUGACUGAGGGUGUUUGCAGAUGGGCAUAGAUUCGGGCUGGGCAAACGAACACUGUUCAUGAAGCACAACACAUUUCAUCGACUCGCAUCGCGAGCGCCACAGAGCAUCAGCCCCCAUCAGGGGUUCUCGCCGUGCCAAUAUGCAAUCUCGCUGCGUCCCGCUGCUUUCUGCCAUGC